AGGGUCGGCGCCGCGGCGGGCUCCGGCGGUCGGCGGGCUUCCGCGCAGGGCGGCCGGGCUCCGCGCUGCCGCCGCCGUGGCCCAUGGGCAAAAUCGUCUCGGAAGGCCGGCAUUAAACCAAAAAGAUGUCCCUAUAUGAUGACCUGGGAGUGGAGACCAGUGACUCAAAAACCGAAGGCUGGUCCAAAAACUUCAAGCUUCUGCAGUCCCAGCUUCAGGUGAAGAAGGCAGCGCUCACUCAAGCGAAGAGCCAACGGACAAAACAAAGUACAGUCCUUGCCCCAGUCAUCGACCUAAAGCGAGGAGGCUCCUCAGACGACCGGCAGAUCGUAGACACGCCCCCUCAUGUAGCAGCUGGGCUGAAGGACCCUGUCCCCAGUGGGUUUUCUGCAGGGGAGGUUCUGAUCCCCUUAGCUGAUGAAUAUGACCCUAUGUUUCCUAAUGAUUAUGAGAAAGUAGUAAAGCGCCAGAGAGAAGAGCGACAGAGGCAGCGGGAGCUGGAAAGACAGAAGGAAAUAGAAGAAAGAGAAAAGAGGCGUAAAGACAGGCAUGAAGCCAGCGGGUUUUCAAGACGACCAGACCCAGAUUCUGAUGAAGAUGAAGAUUAUGAGCGAGAAAGGAGGAAAAGAAGUAUGGGAGGAGCCGCCAUCGCCCCGCCUACUUCUCUUGUAGAGAAAGACAAGGAGUUACCCCGAGAUUUUCCUUAUGAAGAGGACUCAAGACCUCGAUCUCAGUCUUCCAAAGCUGCUAUUCCUCCCCCAGUGUAUGAGGAGCCGGAUAGACCAAGAUCUCCAACUGGACCCAGCAACUCCUUCCUUGCUAACAUGGGUGGCACAGUGGCUCAUAAGAUCAUGCAGAAGUAUGGCUUCCGGGAAGGCCAGGGGCUGGGCAAACAUGAGCAAGGGCUGAGUACUGCAUUGUCAGUGGAGAAGACCAGCAAGCGGGGCGGCAAGAUCAUUGUGGGUGAAGCGACGGAGAAGGGCGAGUCUCAGGAUGCAUCCAAGAAGUCGGAUUCAAAUCCAUUAACUGAAAUACUUAAGUGCCCUACUAAAGUGGUCCUGCUGAGGAACAUGGUUGGUGCAGGAGAGGUCGAUGAAGACUUGGAAGUUGAAACCAAGGAAGAAUGUGAAAAAUACGGCAAAGUUGGGAAAUGUGUGAUAUUUGAGAUUCCUGGUGCCCCUGAUGAUGAAGCAGUACGGAUAUUUUUGGAAUUUGAGAGAGUUGAAUCAGCAAUUAAAGCUGUUGUUGAUCUGAAUGGGAGGUAUUUUGGUGGACGGGUGGUUAAAGCAUGUUUCUACAAUUUGGAUAAAUUCCGAGUCUUGGAUCUCGCAGAACAAGUUUGACUGUCACCUAAAGUCACUUCCAUGAUCUUUAUAUGAGCUGCAGACUGAGCAAUGACACUGGCAUCAGCCUCCAUGGCUGUUGGACACAGACUCUUGGACGGACUUCUGAGAUAUAUGUUGAUGGAUCCCUUUUUUAUUUUGUGGUUUUUUUAAAAUAGUAUAAAAAUCCUUCAAAAAAAAAAAAAAAAAAAAAAA
Molecule: messenger RNA, 1538 nt
Organism: Peromyscus leucopus (white-footed mouse)
Lineage: Eukaryota; Metazoa; Chordata; Mammalia; Rodentia; Cricetidae
Gene: Rbm17
Product: RNA binding motif protein 17
Exons: 12
Coding region: 126-1343 (405 amino acids)
Biological process (GO): mRNA cis splicing, via spliceosome; alternative mRNA splicing, via spliceosome
Cellular component (GO): precatalytic spliceosome
Molecular function (GO): RNA binding
Source: RefSeq, a predicted model, not a curated record